GAGGUCGCUGAUUGGUUGAUUCGAGGCCCGUAACGUGGUCGUCAGUGAAAGCAAGCAUGAUAUUCGUCGAAGAGCUUUCACAGAACCAUCUCUGGCAWAUUCACUAACAAGGAAUUUUGACUCGACUUUAUUUCCUUCCGCGGGCUUUGUAAACUGCAUGUUGUUUAGGUGAGCGAACAAAGACUUCACUACAGUUCAACAAGUACGUUGCUUUUGAUGGCCUGUCAGCGAAAGGCAAAGCCAAUGACAAUUUAAAAAUGAGUAUAUGUUAAUAUUAGGUCUUGUUGAAGCAUUGUGGAGGGACUAGAAGCGCUAACGAUCUUUGGAAGUUCGUUUGAGCGCUCGGGAACCGGCGAGUGUAAUCUGCCAUGGCAGAUCCGUACUUGGGGAUGUUUGAUUCGGGAAGUUCUCCAGUAGAGGACAUGACUGCCUUACAAGGUUCUACUUACGGAUCUUUCGGGAAUCAGACCUCUCAGUCUUCAGAAAGAAUGCAACAUGGUGGAUCGUUUUCUUCUUUUCCUAACCAAAGUCAAGGAUCGACGGAGGGUAAUCAACAGGCACAGCUUCAACACUUCGUGGACCCUUCAGCCAUGUCCGCCACACAAGGUGGAUUUAUUCAGUCUUCGCAAAAAUUGCAACAUUUCAAUGAUCCGUUGCUUUCUUCAUCACCUGGUCAACCUUAUUCGGCAAUGCAGGGAGAACAACAGCAACAAUUUACUCAAUUAACGGCUCGUCCCGCACAGCAGUUUGGCCCUCGGCCAUCACAGAUGAACGUAGCAUGGCGUGGACCUCAACAACCUUCACCUUCAACGUACCCCUUCAUGGACCAAACACGGCCUCCUUCGUCAAUGCAACAAGGACAGUUCAGAGGGAUGUUUGAGUAUGGCUAUCCCCGAGCCAAUUCUCCUCGUCUUCAACAUUUUGCCGAUCAGCAAGGUUUAAAUAAUGUCAACAUGUCUUCUGUGUCACAGGCAUCUCGACUCGGACAGCAGCAAGUGCCGUCACCGAACUCAAACUUGGGGUUCUCGACACCUUCUCCUGAACGUUCUAGCUCUAAACAACAGCAACAGGAAAGUCCACAGUCUCAAUUAAGACAUUAUCCCAACAUGAUGGACUUGAAGCAACAACAAGAAGUUCCAGGCCAAAGUGGUAUGCCAAACCAUCCCUCCUCUGUUUCAGGUGUCAAAGAUGGGGUACAAGGAAAACCUGGACAAACCUUCCCAUCAUUUUAUGGGAUGAAAAGUAAUAAUAUGUCCAUGCAACGAGGCUCACCAGGGAAUAGUAAUAUGGAUCCUUCGAUGUAUAAUUCUUUUAAUAAUCCGCAGAUGCAGGGGAUGGAUAGAUUUAUGGGAAUGGAGGGUAAUACGGACCAGAUGGCACAGGGACCAGGAUAUCAGUAUCCUCCGGGGUACAGGAUGUCAGGUCCACAAGACAUGUCACAAUUAAAGACUUCUUCGCUAUUAAUGCAGAUGCAAAGACACCAACAACAGAUUCAACAGUUGCGGGACCUACCCCAACAGCCUCAGGUACAAGCACAGAUACAACAACUACAGCAUCAGUUCCAGCAACUGUGCCAUGUCUAUAUGAUGCAGCAGCAACGCUUACAGCAAAACUAUCAAAUGCAAUCUCAGAAUCAAAUGAAUUUCAUGCGGCAGCAACAACAAGAUAAAGCUAAUAGAAUAGCAGUAGAAGCCAUGGCUAAGUCUGCAUUUCAGAAUGAGACUGGUGCUAUGAUGCCACAGUUUCCUUCAUUUCCUUCUCAACAAAGAACAAAGCCUGUUAAAGGUAACAAUUCUAAGCCAGCAGAAAGGAAAACUUCUCAGAAAUCCUCAGAGCCUAUUCAGCUGGGACCUUCUAUCGUAAAUAAGCCAGUAUCAAGAAUGUCCAGACCCCCAGCUACCGUGUUGUCAAAGCCAUCGCCAUUGAAAAACAAAAAAGAGGACUCAGAUUGUGAACCAUCACCACCAUCAUCACCAAGUUAUGGUUACGAAGAUGAACAAGGUUCAAGUAUUACGCGGAGGUCCUUACGUGAAAGGAAAAAGAAGACUUACAAGGACGACUUUGAUUAUAACUUGUCUGACGAUGAUGGAGGUGAUAGAGAAAAGAAUGUGAAAGGUCAGCCAGCCCCUAUACCAGAUGUUGUUGGAGAAAGAGCUCCUCCGCCAGUUGUGGAAGAGUUUGAAGAAACAAUGAUAGUAGAAAAAAUUUUAGCUAAGAGACUUAGAGAAGUCAAGGGAGUUGAUGGCCAAGAAGGCACGCAAGUGGAAGAAUUUUUAGUCAAAUACAAAAAUUAUUCUUACUUACAUGCGGAAUGGGCUACAGUUGAGAAGCUGGCUAGGGCUGAUAAACGAAUUCAGAUGAAAAUCAAACGAUUCAAGAUAAAACAGCAGAAUAUGUCUCCUUUUUUUCAAGAGAUGGAAGAAGAACCAUUCAACCCAGAUUAUGUGGAAGUUGACAGAGUACUGGAUGUAUCUACUGGCGUGGAUCAACAUUCAGGAGAGCCAGUAACACAUUUUUUGGUAAAAUGGCGUUCCCUUCCUUAUGAGGAAAGUACCUGGGAGAUUGAGGCUGAUGUUGAUGAAUCCAAAAUACAAGCAUUCUAUGAUCUACAGGAAUUGCCACCAAUGCAUUUGAGACAGUUUCGUCCUCGUCCACACCCACAUGAGUGGAUAAGGCUAGAGGCUUCUCCUGUCUAUAAAGAAAGCAACACUUUGAGAGAGUACCAGUUGGAGGGAGUCAACUGGCUGUCAUUCUGUUGGUGUAACAGACAAAAUUCUAUCCUUGCUGAUGAGAUGGGUUUGGGCAAAACUAUUCAGUCCAUAGCUUUCUGCUGUGAGAUGCAGAGAUUUGGUAUACGUGGCCCAUUGCUAGUAAUAGCUCCAUUAUCAACGAUAUCUAACUGGCAAAGAGAGUUUGAAUCUUGGAGUGAAAUGAAUGUUGUAGUCUAUCAUGGAAGUGCUUCAAGUAGACACUUGAUCCAAGAGUAUGAGUUCUAUUACAGAGAGGAACAUGGUCAUCCUGUACCUGGAAUUUUCAAAUUUAAUGUCCUUGUAACAACAUAUGAAAUUAUAAUAGCUGAUAACAUUCAGUUGAGUACUGUACCAUGGAGAGCUGUUAUCAUAGAUGAAGCACAUCGAUUAAAGAACAGGAACUGUAAGCUGUUGGAAGGACUAAACAACUUGAAAAUGGAACACAGAAUACUCUUGACAGGAACCCCUCUACAAAACAAUGUAGAUGAACUGUUCAGCUUACUCAACUUCCUAGAGCCAGCUCAGUUUCCUUGUCAAGAAGCUUUCUUGAUGGAGUUUGGCAACUUGAGAACUGAGGGACAAGUAGAAAAACUCAAACAGCUGUUGAAGCCAAUGAUGUUAAGAAGAUUGAAGGAAGAUGUUGAGAAGAACAUUGCACCAAAAGAGGAGACCAUCAUUGAGGUUGAACUGACAACCGUGCAAAAGAAAUUUUACAGAGCCAUCAUCGAACGAAACUUUGCCUUCUUGUCCAGAGGUGCAGGCUCUACAGCCAAUGUCCCAAACCUUAUGAAUACCAUGAUGGAACUGAGAAAGUGUUGCAAUCAUCCUUUCCUUAUUGAUGGAGCAGAAGACAAAAUCAUGUCAGAGUAUACUAACAACAGGCUUGACAAACACAUGUAUGCCAUGAUAGAAGCCUCCGGAAAACUAGUGCUGAUCCACAAACUCCUUCCAAAGUUGAAAAUAGGAGGCCACAAGGUGCUGGUGUUUUCACAGAUGGUCCGAUGCCUUGAUAUUCUAGAAGACUACCUAGUACACAUGAAGUACCCCUAUGAGAGGAUAGAUGGGCGUGUCAGGGGGAACUUGCGACAAGCUGCUAUUGAUAGAUUUUCAAAGCCAGAUUCAGACCGCUUUGUUUUCCUACUGUGCACUAGGGCAGGUGGCCUUGGUAUUAACCUUACCGCUGCUGAUACUGUCAUUAUCUUUGACUCCGAUUGGAACCCACAGAAUGAUCUUCAGGCCCAAGCAAGAUGUCACAGGAUUGGUCAAAACAAAUCGGUGAAGGUCUAUCGACUUAUAACAAGGAACUCUUAUGAGAGGGAGAUGUUUGACAGGGCAAGUCUGAAGCUUGGUCUAGAUAAGGCUGUAUUGCAGUCCAUGAACACUAAGGAAAAUGCUAGCAGCAAUGGCUCAAUGUCUAAGAAAGAGAUUGAAGACUUGUUGAAAAAAGGAGCAUAUGGUGCUAUCAUGGAAGAAGACAGUGAUGAUGGAGCUAAGUUUUGUGAGGAGGAUAUUGAUCAGAUCUUAGAAAGAAGAACUCAGAUCAUCCAGUUAGAAUCUGAAGGAAAGGGAUCUACUUUUGCAAAGGCAAGUUUUGUGUCAAACAGAGGAGAAGAAGACAUCGAUAUUGAUGAUCCAGAUUUCUGGCAAAAAUGGGCGAAGAAAGCUGAUCUAGACAUGGACUACAUUAACAACAAGGAUGAUCGCAUCAUUGAUAUGCCUCGUCAGCGCAAACAGACCAAACGUUAUGGCAAUGAAGAUGGUGACUUUGAGCUGUCUGACCUGGAGGAGGAAGAGGAAGUCAUUGUACCAAGAAGAGCAGCUUGGACCAGAGUGGAGUGCUUCAGAGUUGAAAAGAAUCUUCUCAUCUAUGGAUGGGGCAGAUUCAAGGAGAUUCUUCUCCAUGGCAGGUUCAAGAGUAAACUUGCUGAAAGAGACGUUGAAUGCAUUGCACGUUCCAUUUUGGUUUAUUGUCUACACCAUUACCAUGGUGAUGACAAAGUCAAAUCUUUCAUUCGAGACAUCGUCAAGACUUCUGUGUCAAGAGAUAAGAUCUCCAUUGAUGAUAGAGACAAGACCUAUUCACCUAUUUCUACACCGUCAAAGGGUAAAGGUCGAGGCAAGAAAGGAAAGAGCUCCAAGAAUGCAAAUAAGAGUGCCAUUGCUUUGAUAGAAAUUGGUGCAGACUGGAAGACUAUUGAUCCUGAGACAAUUAUCCUUGAUAAUGGCUACAAGAAGCAUUUACAACACCACUGCAAUAAGAUUCUCCUGAGGGUCAGACUACUUUACUACCUUAAGACAGAAGUCGUAGGUGCCCUUGUGCCAGUUAUCAGAGAGGGUUCAUGUAAUGCAAGUGACCUGGACAUUACGAUAUACAACCCAGAAGGUGAUCCUCCUGCUGAUUGGUGGGACAUAGAUUGCGACAAGUCACUCCUGGUUGGGGUAUUCAAACAUGGCUACGAGCGGUACAACCUGAUAAGAGCAGAUCCCACCCUUUGCUUCUUGUCCAAGGUUGGAUUAUCAAACAGCAAUGCUGAUCCUGCAGAGAAUGAUACUAUUGAUCAAGAUGAAAGGGAUGAGGAUGAUGCUAAUGAUGAUCCUGAUUAUCAUCAACCAUCCAACUCCAAAGAUGAUGAAGAGGAAGAAGAUGAUGAAGACAAGGAUACUGUAUCUGCUAUUUCAUCUCCUGCAACACCAAGAAAGGGAGAGAAAGCAACUGAAGGUUCAGAAAACAAUUCAACAGGACUUACGUGGCCAAGUGCCUCUGACUUGAACACCAGGCUAAGAAGACUUGUCAGUGGUUACCAAAGAGUUCAUAGAAGACAAGAACUGAAGAAGGCAGCUGCUGAGAAGGAGAGAGAAAGAAAAGAAAAGUUUGAAGAGGCUAUCAGGCAAAAAGAACAAAAGAAACUUGAAAUGGCACAAAAAUGGUCCAAAAGGGAAGAGGUAGACUUUUACAGGACUGUGUCAACGUUUGGUGUGGAAUACAACAAAGAAGAUGAUACUUAUGACUGGAAACAAUUCAGACGUUUGGCUCGUCUUGACAAGAAGACUGAUGAUCGCUUAACCGAGUAUUUCAAGGACUUUAUGGCUAUGUGUCGAAGAGUGUGUGGCAGACCAUUGGAAGAGGACAGUGAACGGAACACCAAUGUGGAACCCAUUUCAGAAGAGAGGGCCAGUAGAUGUCUGUUUAGGAUACAACUGUUGUCCAGGAUACGAGAAGAGGUACUUCCACAUGAAAACCUGGAAGAAYGGCUUAAGCUUGCUCAAACCUCUUCAGACUUUCCUGAUUGGUGGAUUCCAGGAGUGCAUGAUAUGGAUCUGAUGAAGGGAGUAGUAAAGCAUGGUCUGGUAAGAACAGAUUACCAUGUUCUCAAUGAUCCUGAACUCUGCUUUGCUGAAAUUCUCACCAAGAUAGCUACCCAAAAUAAAUCUGUUGACAAGACAUGGGACAACACAGAUCUGUCAUCGGCAGCAGCACUGCAGUCUUCUUUGCCAUCUAAUACUGAUAAUUCAGAAGAAUUAACAAAUAAAAGUAAUUUACCAAAUGUCUCUGACAUAUUCAAGCAAAAUUUGGAUGGCACAUCUUUAGAACCUUUAAUCAAGUCAAAUGUGACUGAAAAGGACAAUGAAACAACUUCUGAUUGGUCAGAAAGCAAGAAUUCAGUUGAUCAAUCAAUGAAUGAACAGCAGGAUGAUGAUAAAUCAGAGUGUCAGGAUGUUGAAAGUUCAGUACAGGAGUCUAUUUUGACAACGGUUAAUGCUAUAGGUGGUAUAGAUGAAGAUUCACAAAUGAGUGAGACUGUUGAAGGGCAAGGUACUGGGUUUGGAGAAAGCACAAUGAUAGCUGUGAAAUGGCCUAAGGAUCGUAUAGUCAUGCAGCGCCUUGACCAGCUCUGUGAUUGCGUAAUCAAGGGUGUCUGGCCAGUCAAACCCAAGCUAGAACCUGUCAUACCCAACCAGCUUGGAGUAGCCUCUCCGUCUGCAGCUCUAUCCAACAUGGUAGAUAUAGACAUGAUACACCCAGGGAUGAUACUAGAUGCUGCUGGCAAGGAUGACUCUUCCAAGGCUUUCCAGGUCCAGAGGGUUGAGGGUUUAAAACUUUCUCUCAAAAAACACAGAAGGAAAAGAAAAAAGGAUGGACUUUUAGUCAAAGAAGGUGAAACAGAUAGCAUAGGAAGUGAUGGCGAUCCAGCACCAGUCCAUCGAAAACCUAGAAAAUAUAAAAAAGAUGCCAGCUUCUGGUCUGAAAAUGCCAUAAACAUGGACUCAUCAGUCCCACUUGACCAGCAGUACCCUGCAGACCCUUUGCACACAGAGAAAACACCCAAAAAACGCAGAAAAAAGAAGGAGGAUAAAGGAGAAAAGCCUGAUAAACCACCGACAGUCAAAAAGAGGGGUCGAAAGCCCAAAACCGAUAAGCUCGGAUCUGCGGGCAGUCAAGUUAACUCUGGAGGUACCAAUCUAGGGGAAUACUUAGGUCAUGAUUGGCCAGGUGGUGGGACUUUGCCGUCAACGGCUGGUGAUAUGAAGGUCAAGUUACCUGGCUUGAGUGAUCAUCAGAUAUCUCCUGGGAACGGCAUUCCUAACCCUGUUAUGGGCAUACACAAAGAACAGUCACCCAUGCCUGUGCCAUCUAAAAAUGUCGACACCAGAAAUGAAGGAGCUAAGGAUAAUCGAGUUUUACUAUAUGGACAUCCCUCUAGUGAGCAACAGAGGUCAAACCCCACCACUCCCACUACUGCCAACCCUACCUUGUCCCAUCAGUUCUUCACUGGGGGUUAUAACAACGCAAACUACACUAAAACUUCUAAACAAGAAGAAAAUGACUCGUCAAGGUCAUCGUCACCUUCAAGCCCAUCACCAUCACCCAACUCUUUCAACUCACCUGGGUAUUCAUAUGAUCAGGUGCACCAAACUGGUGGAUAUCAACAAACAUAUGGUCCUUUUGGAGGGAUGUCUUAUCCAACCCCCUAUGGCAUGGGUGUGGCCCCUAACAAUCAAGUCAGUGCCAAGUCUCCACUGACAAGCCCAUCUUCGGUACCUUCACAUUUUAUGUUUGGAAAUGCUUACAACCCCAUGUACRGUGCUCAACCAGGCUAUGGAAGCUAUCCAUUUGUUGGGCUAAAUAACGGGUCUACUGGGGCAUCAGUUGGACUAGAUAAAGACCCUGGUUCACAGGGUGAAGAAAGCUCAUCCCCUGAAGCUAUCACUAAACCCUUUAGUACACCAGAAGUUAAUCUUGGCUCACUGAAUUGAAUGAGUGACGUGAAUGAAUGAAAGAAUGAACAAUUGAAUUAAUGAAUGAAAGAACAAUCUUUUUCCUAGGAGUGAAUUUUUUAAGCUCUUGUAUCAAAUUUAUUUUAAAUAUGGAACUGUACAUUGAUCAAUUCAUACUGUAUUUAUUUUGAUUUUUCAUAAAUAUAAUAUUUGAAAGUCUGUCAAAUUUAACGAUUGUCUAUAAUAGUCCUCCUUUGCUAUAACUURUCAAAUAUUCACCAAUAUCUUCAUUUUAUUAGUGCAAUUACCAAAGUGUGUAACAGAAGGCCACCUACAUCCUACUUUCUAGCACAAACCAUAGCACAGUAUUYGUUUUUCUGGCUUUUGAUAUAGUGGUGCUGUCGUAAGUAGGAGAGCAGGCUUUCUUUGGCAAACUGAAAAUUGAAUAUCUGUUAGGUUAUAUUGGCUAGGGCUUUAGCUUGGUGGAUUAAUCUGAGAUAGACAAUACAAUCACAAUUCUUAUGGUACAACCACAUGACUCAAAAUCCCUUGAGAUAUAAGUAAUAAUUAAACAGCUGUCAUGAUGGUUGAUCUAACAAAAGAAGCUAAUGAGGAAUCCUUUGUCGUUGUCAACCAACAUGGUGGCUGUCAUAACAGGUCUGUCAUAACAUGCACCCCAAGAAUUUCCAUUAUAAUGUUUUUGAGGAAGCCUGACUUCAUGAUAGGACAGAUAGUAGAGAUUGUUACACUGAUAUAAACAAAUUAUUGGGGAAAAACACUUGUUUAACUGUUGAAUAAUGAAUUUAUUUAAUGCCUUUUUGUGUUCACUCAGGUAAUUGUACCAAUUCUCUAAAAAAAACAUUAUUGCAACACAAGCAGCUAUCAAGUCAAUUUGAGUCAAUUUGAAGUUAAUGCAGCUGAUUAAUAAAUUUUGAAUUUUGAUCUUGUAAAUGUUUUCCUUUUUGGGUUGAGGCUUUCAGAUCAAUAUUAAUAUAUUUUGUUGUGUUUAAUUUUGUUGACUUGUAGCUACUUGAUAGCUUUUUGGAACAAGUUUCUUUAGGUCCAACUUGCUAAUGGCAGCUAAGACUUUGGCAUAAGCAUGUUGCUCUUGGCAGUUGUAAGGAAAAAUUGUACCACAUAAAUCAGCCUUUUUGGUCCUUCAAUGGAUCUAUCUGGAAUGCAUAUCAAGAGGUGUCUUAUCUUUUUACUCUUUUUCAAUCUAUGUUUGUCAUGUUCAUAAUAUAUUUGGUCGAUGAAAAGAGGAAAUGAUUUAUAUUUUCAUCCCCCCCCCCCACCCCCCUAAUUUUUUACAACAGUAAUCAUAAAUGCAAAGAAGCACCCCUACCCCCCUAACAAACCCCUUUCCUCUUUUCACCAUUUUUUAUUAAUAUUAUCUAAAAAUCCACGAGUUUUGAUAAUUUCUACUGCAUACGCAUUAUCCUAGAUAUUUGUUUGAAAAUCUAAAACUAUAGUACCAACACUAAACUCAAGAAAAAGUAGAAAUCAGUAGAAAAUGAAGGAUUUUUAAGCAUAAAUUUACAACUAUUCUAUUGCUUUUUCACAAGUUUACUGUUUGCACUCUUAAGAUUAAAUUCAGUUUAAUGUUUUCUAUGGUUAAAAUGUACUGAAUUCACUUUUCUACUGAUAAUUAUGGAAAACGUGUGUAGAAGGAUAGCUUUUGAAUCCACAAUUCUCUUGUAGUUGCAGUAUUUAACUAGAGUAAUGUAGAACCUUUGCAAACUGAAAUUCCCGAGUUCAGCUUUAACUUUUUAUGCUUUUUUUGCAAAAUGGAGACCCAAAAAUUCAAGUAAUGUAUAGGAGAAAAGACUAUUUUCAAGAAUAAUUCCACUGUUACUGCAAUUUCAAAACAUUUUCUACACACCUUUUGAAAAAUUCUUAGACAGUAUCUUAUUUUCUUCCAAAAAAAUAAGAGAUAAUAUAUAAAUAUAUAAACAUUUUUGACGUACUCGUGUAUCUAUUUAUUUUCUUURAAUGAAAAAGAAACUUUGCUACCAAUAAAAAUUCUGUGCCAUGGAACAUUUAUAUGCUACUGUGCCUAAAUAUGGGCGGAAACGUGCCGUGCGUGCGUACAUACUUGGAAUCUUUGGUUAUGAAUAUAUUUAUUGAUAACAUUCAUAACGAAAAUAUAUUAUUGCUGACUAUUCUAAUAAAUUGUGAAAAAAUGUUA
This is a messenger RNA of Actinia tenebrosa (Australian red waratah sea anemone), 10155 nucleotides long. Its product is annotated as ATP-dependent chromatin remodeler CHD8. The record is from RefSeq and is a predicted model, not a curated record. NCBI's taxonomy places the organism in Eukaryota, Metazoa, Cnidaria, Anthozoa, Actiniaria, Actiniidae. Gene Ontology annotation, molecular function: ATP binding.